This is a messenger RNA of Sitophilus oryzae (rice weevil), 534 nucleotides long. RefSeq names its product putative nuclease HARBI1. The transcript is spliced from 3 exons. Bases 1 to 534 code for a protein of 177 amino acids. The record is from RefSeq and is a predicted model, not a curated record. Lineage: Eukaryota; Metazoa; Arthropoda; Insecta; Coleoptera; Curculionidae.
AUGUCACGAGCGGUAGAAGAAGUUACAACUGCAAUUGUAAAUACAUUGGCAGAAGAAUGGAUAUGUUUUCCAACAACACCCCAAGCGAAAAACAUAAUUAAAGAAGGAUUUAUGGAAAAGUUUAACUUUUCUGGAGUCGUAGGGGCUCUAGAUUGUACCCACGUUGAAAUAUUAAGACCAUUGGUAGAGGAACACAACUAUAUCAACAGAAAGGGUUAUCAAUCAAAGAAUAUUCAGUUGAUUUGUGAUCACAAUUUAAAAAUUAUAAAUAUUAAUAGUAGAUAUGCUGGUGCUACACACGAUUCGUUCAUUUGGAGAAAUUCAGCGGUACGAGCAGAGUUGGAAAGAAAUUACCAAAGGGGUGAAAGAAACAGUUGGUUGUUGGGGGAUUCAGGGUAUCCUCAAGAACCUUGGUUGAUGAGACCAGUGAUAAAUGCAUUGCCAGGUCCCCCCGAGUAUAGAUAUACCCAAGCACAUAUACAUGGCUUAAGAAGGUGUAGUAGUCUAGAAGAAAUAGUAGUAUACAUGGCUUAG